This is a messenger RNA of Echinops telfairi (small Madagascar hedgehog), 1956 nucleotides long. RefSeq names its product 1,25-dihydroxyvitamin D(3) 24-hydroxylase, mitochondrial. The transcript has 11 exons. Gene Ontology annotation, cellular component: mitochondrial inner membrane. NCBI's taxonomy places the organism in Eukaryota, Metazoa, Chordata, Mammalia, Afrosoricida, Tenrecidae. Gene Ontology annotation, biological process: C21-steroid hormone biosynthetic process; cholesterol metabolic process; cellular response to peptide hormone stimulus. The coding region runs from base 344 to 1882 and encodes 512 amino acids. The record is from RefSeq and is a predicted model, not a curated record. Gene Ontology annotation, molecular function: heme binding; oxidoreductase activity, acting on paired donors, with incorporation or reduction of molecular oxygen; monooxygenase activity.
ACCCAGGAGCAUCUCUGCUGUCCUCCGAGACAACUCCAGGCCCCGGCUCCAGACCCGAGCAACCAACGCGCAGACGGACCGCCGGCCAGCAUCCCACCUCGCCGCUUCCAGCGGGCAGCUCCGGAGUCCAGCGCGCCGCCGCCCAGGUGCUGCGGGGCAGCUUCCAGCAUCCCAGUCCGCAUCGCCUGCUCCAUCCCACCGGAGGGCUCUUCCCGCUGCUCCUGGCCACAAUCAAAAGCCCCUCCGUCACUCCCCUCAAUCCCCAAUCCCUCGGGCAUCUCUUUAGCACCCUCGUCUGGUCCAGCCCUCGCACCUCCCCACGUGCCCCGUCUCCCCUGACGCUAUGAAGUCCCCCAUCUGCAAGAGCCGCUCCCUGACCGCCUUUCUGCAGCAGUUCGGGAAGCCCCCCAGGCCCGUGACAGCGACGGCGUGCGCGCCCCCUCGGCCGCGGGAGGUGCCCCUCUGCCCGCUGGUGGCUCAUGGCGAGGCGCAGAACGCGGCAGCCCUGCCGGGCCCCACCAACUGGCCGCUGCUGGGCAGCCUGCUGGAGAUACUCUGGAAAGGGGGGCUCAAGAAACAGCAUGACACGCUGGCACAGUACCACCAGAAGUAUGGCAAGAUUUUCCGCAUGAAGCUGGGUUCCUUCGACUCGGUGCACCUGGGCUCGCCGAGCCUGCUGGAGGCUCUGUACCGCACAGAGAGCGCGUACCCGCAGCGGCUGGAGAUCAAACCCUGGAAGGCGUAUCGCGACUAUCGCCAGGAGGGCUAUGGGCUGCUCAUCCUGGAAGGCGAAGACUGGCAGCGGGUGCGGAGUGCCUUUCAAAAGAAACUAAUGAAACCCGUGGAAAUUAUGAAGCUGGACAAGAAAAUCAAUGAGGUGUUGGCGGAUUUUGUGUGUAGACUCGACGAACUCUGUGACGCAAGAGGCCACGUUGAAGACUUGUACAGCGAGCUGAACAAAUGGUCAUUCGAGAGUAAGUUGGGUUUCCAGCCUGGGGGGUUGGACUUCCCCGUGAUCGUGCAGAUUAAGCCCGGUCCUGGUGAGAAUAUGAUGAGCACGUUUGGGAGGAUGAUGGUGACGCCGGUGGAGCUGCACAAGCGCCUCAACACCAAGGUCUGGCAGGACCACACGCAGGCCUGGGACACCAUCUUCAGAUCAGUCAAGUCAUCUAUGGACAGACAGUUGGACACGCCCUCUGGGACGCCCCACACGGCCUUCCUCGCCGAGGUCUAUCAGCACAGCCGCCUGUCCAAGAAGGAACUGUAUGCGGCCGUCACCGAGCUGCAGCUGGCGGCGGUGGAAACGACCGCAAACAGCUUCAUGUGGAUGCUCUACAAUUUAUCCCGAAACCCCCACGUGCAACAAACGCUUCGCAAAGAAAUUCAAAGUGUGCUUCCUGAGAACCGGGCGCCCCGAGCAGAGGACUUGAAAAACAUGCCGUAUUUAAAAGCUUGUCUGAAAGAGUCGAUGAGGCUUACCCCGAGUGUGCCUUUCACGACUCGGACCCUUGACAAAGCAACGGUUCUGGGCGAAUACGCGCUCCCUAAAGGGACUGUGUUGAUGCUGAACACCCAGGUUCUGGGGUCCGAUAAAGACAAUUUUGAAGACUGCAGUCAGUUUAGACCUGAGCGGUGGCUUCAAGAGGAGAAGAAGAAGAUCAACCCCUUUGCCCAUCUGCCAUUUGGCAUUGGGAAACGGAUGUGCAUCGGCCGCCGAUUGGCCGAACUCCAGCUGCACUUGGCUCUGUGCUGGAUCGUCCGCAAAUACGACCUGGUAGCCACCGACCAGGAGCCCGUGGAGAUGCUGCACCUGGGCCUCCUGGUGCCCAGCCGAGAGCUCCCCAUUGCCUUCCGCCGGCGAUCAGAUGCCGCAGAGCUUUGAGGAGAGACCGUGAACAGUGAAUUUUACUUUCUCGCAAGAAUGAUGCUCCAGCCUCUACUGCAGGAAUGAACGCC